AUGAAACUCAUAAAGGCACUCUUUAUCACUGUGCUUUUGGCGUGUGUCGAGGGAGCAACGAGGGGUGGCAGGAGCGAAUCUCUUCGGACAAGGCAACGGGGAUGUGUAACAUCAUGUUCGGGAGUAUGCAGUAAUUUUGGCUGGUUUCCCGACUUAGUAAAAGGCUUAGAAAAAUCAAGGCAGUCACGAACGAAUGCAGUAGAAGCAGCAAAAGCAGCAGAAGCACUACAAAGCGCAUUGGAUAAGGUAAACGCUGAAAAAGAAGACGACGAGGAUCCCAUGGAAGAAGAUGGAGAAGAAACUGAGGACAGAGGAGAAGAGUCCGUGGGAGUAGCAAGUACCCGAUGA
Molecule: messenger RNA, 348 nt
Organism: Cylicocyclus nassatus
Lineage: Eukaryota; Metazoa; Nematoda; Chromadorea; Rhabditida; Strongylidae
Source: the annotation of a GenBank genome assembly